CUCAUUCCCAACCAAUCCCAUCAUCUCCCUUUAAUAUAUAAAUUACCACUUAUCUCCUCCUCUCCUUCACUCCUAUAUCUAUUAUAACUACUCUCUCCGCCAUGGCCUCCGCCGCUCUCCUCCUCCUCCUCCUUCCCUUUGCUCUCUUCUGCCAAACUCUUGCCCAAACUCCGGCUGCACCGGGUCCAUCUCCUCCUGGACCCAUCAACUUAACCGGCAUUUUGUCCGAAGGCGGCCAAUUCAGUACCUUCAUCCGUUUGCUGAAUGAAAGUAGAUUAAUUACUCAGCUUGAUAAUCAGCUCAACAAUUCUCAAGGGGGAGGAUUGACCAUUCUUGCUCCAACUGAUAAUGGCUUCAAUUCCCUUAGACCCGGCGCCCUCAACGCCCUUGACGACCAGCAGAAGAGCCAGCUUCUCCUUUACCACGUCUUGCCUAAGUUCUACACUUUGAUCGAGCUGCAAACAGUCAGUAAUCCAGUGAGGACUCAAGCUGGAGAUUGGGGGCUAAAUUUCACUGGCCAAGCAAACUCGAACCAAGUCAACGUUUCCACCGGUAUUAUCACAGCGCCAAUCAACAAUAAGCUCAGAGAGCAAUCUCCAUUGUCUAUUUUUGUGGUAGACCAAGUUUUAUUGCCAGAUGCUCUUUUUGGGAACCACACUGCUGCACCUCCUAAAGCUCCAGCUCCAGGGACCGAUAAGGCACCUGUCGACGGCGAAACACCGCCAAAAUCCGAUGCUGCAAAGCCACCAGCUAACGAUAAGAGUGCAGUUACCAAAAAUGGUGUUGGAUUGGGUUUAAUUUUGAGUUUUGGUUUGAUUGUGAUUAGUGUUGUUUCUUAAGAUCAUUUAUGAUGAUGAGUUGAGUUUGAGGAAAAGUACUAUUUGUUCUUUGUGUGCUUUUUCUUGUCAUAUAUGCUUUGAUUUUUUAAAAAUUUUCUUGUAAUUUUAACAUUGAAUUAUUAUUUCUUUUCAUAA
This is a messenger RNA of Cucumis sativus (cucumber), 974 nucleotides long. Its product is annotated as fasciclin-like arabinogalactan protein 13. NCBI's taxonomy places the organism in Eukaryota, Viridiplantae, Streptophyta, Magnoliopsida, Cucurbitales, Cucurbitaceae. The transcript is spliced from 2 exons. The record is from RefSeq and is a predicted model, not a curated record. The coding region runs from base 102 to 839 and encodes 245 amino acids.